Molecule: messenger RNA, 699 nt
Organism: Diospyros lotus (date-plum)
Lineage: Eukaryota; Viridiplantae; Streptophyta; Magnoliopsida; Ericales; Ebenaceae
Product: transcription elongation factor SPT4 homolog 2
Exons: 5
Coding region: 102-455 (117 amino acids)
Biological process (GO): regulation of transcription elongation by RNA polymerase II; chromatin organization; positive regulation of DNA-templated transcription, elongation
Cellular component (GO): DSIF complex; nucleus
Molecular function (GO): zinc ion binding; RNA polymerase II complex binding
Source: RefSeq, a predicted model, not a curated record
AUUCCGACCUUCCCUUGCCAAGUUGCCGUGAAAGGGGUAGAGAGAGAGAGAGAGAGAGAGAGAACAGCUGCGGAGCAAAGUGGAGGGGACGACAAACAAACAUGGGAAGUGCAGGGGCGGCACAGAUACCGACCAGCUUUGGCCAUGAGCUGAGGGCAUGCCUUCGUUGCAGGCUUGUCAAAACCUACGACCAGUUCAGGGAAUCGGGAUGUGAGAACUGCCCUUUCUUUAAGAUGGACGAAGAUCAUGAGCGUGUUGUUGAUUGCACCACUCCUAAUUUUACUGGAAUUAUCUCAGUUAUGGAUCCGAGCAGGAGUUGGGCUGCGCGAUGGCUCCGUAUUGGAAGAUUUGUCCCUGGUUGUUACACGCUGGCAGUCUCAGAGGCACUCCCAGAAGAUCUGCAGAAUCUCUGCGAAGACGAACGAGUUCAAUAUGUUCCCCCGAAACGUGUAUGAUCGAAGAAUGGGAAUGGCUGAAACAUUAUAUAUAUAUAUAUAUUUUCUUUUUUUGCUUUCGAAUCAACCAUGUAGAGGCUUGGCUUGAAUAUGUAUGGGAUAUGGCGCUUGGCAGCAUCUAAAGCUUUCUCCAUGAAUCAAAGCCCGAGACUCCGUUUCAGUUUUCAGAUUUUUACAUCUUUUAGUUCAUUCAGUUGUUAUUUGAACAAAGGAAAAAAAUUAAUACAAGUGAAUUACAUCUCAA